AUGAGACGGACACCAUCUAUCGUUUUGUUGGAGGUCGAAAGAAAAUUCGCUUCCCUCAAAUGCUACCCUCUACGUGUCGACUCGGGUUUUCCUCCAUUUUCGAGCCUGACCGAUCUCGGGCACCGCCAUUUUCACGAUACGUACUAUGACUACAAUGGGCAACUCUGGAAGAAAGGAACGUGGCUGAGGCGAAGAGACGGAGAGUGGCAAAUGAAAAUCAGAGGAGGAGGUGAUUACAUCAAUUCACGUUCUGAGGAAGUCUCGGAUUUGGCGACCAUUUCGACACACAUUAAAUCCUUGACUGGUCUGGACUACGAUGCGAAGCGGCUGUUUGGUCUGAGCCAUUUUGCCAGCUUCAGCACACGUCGCCGCGCCUGGAUCGCAGACUCGGAGUUCAAAAUCGUACUUGACCGGACAGAUUUCGGGCAUACUGUUGGCGAGGUGGAGCUCGAAACAUCCGUGAACGCGCGAGACGGAGGUGCAGCACAGAGCGUGAUGAGGUCGAUGGAUGAGAGGAUCGUUGCAUUCGUGCGGCAUUAUGCAUGGGCAUUCUCGUCUGAAACCCCGGUCGGAAAACUGUCUGCGUACUUUGCCUGGCAAUCAUCCGAGAAGACCUAG
This is a messenger RNA of Cladophialophora yegresii CBS 114405, 618 nucleotides long. RefSeq names its product adenylate cyclase. The transcript has a single exon. The coding region runs from base 1 to 618 and encodes 205 amino acids. Gene Ontology annotation, molecular function: thiamine triphosphate phosphatase activity; magnesium ion binding. The record is from RefSeq and is a predicted model, not a curated record. NCBI's taxonomy places the organism in Eukaryota, Fungi, Ascomycota, Eurotiomycetes, Chaetothyriales, Herpotrichiellaceae. Gene Ontology annotation, biological process: thiamine metabolic process; dephosphorylation; thiamine diphosphate metabolic process.